AUGCAGACCUCCCCUCUUCUCGUUCAGCAGAUGCUUGAGGAACUCUCUGACGAACUGCCAUCGAGAUGGCAGGCCCAAUGGGGUAUCAUGCAAAAAGAACUCGUUGAAAGACAGGCUAAUCAGGAGAGCACCCCUGAAGAUGAUGAGAUAUUCACGCUUCAUGAAUGGCUAGAAGAGUGUUAA
Messenger RNA from Fusarium venenatum, 183 nucleotides. NCBI's taxonomy places the organism in Eukaryota, Fungi, Ascomycota, Sordariomycetes, Hypocreales, Nectriaceae. The record is from RefSeq and is a predicted model, not a curated record.